Molecule: messenger RNA, 1055 nt
Organism: Morus notabilis
Lineage: Eukaryota; Viridiplantae; Streptophyta; Magnoliopsida; Rosales; Moraceae
Product: protein FAR-RED ELONGATED HYPOCOTYL 1
Exons: 3
Coding region: 59-769 (236 amino acids)
Biological process (GO): response to red or far red light
Source: RefSeq, a predicted model, not a curated record
ACCUUUGGUGGGCAGAAACUGAUCAAGUCUCUCUCUCUCUCUCCUGUUCUGGGUGGAGAUGGAAGAAAAUAAACACAGCACAUCUGAAAUCAACAGCCUUCGAGUCAUUAGUGUUAAAAAGACAAUCAAGAAAAGAAAAUUACUGGCCGAGCAAUUGGGCUUGCCUAUAUUGAAGCAUAAAUGCAGGGAUCAAGCCGUUAGUUCCGACGGACCCAACACCAUCUUUUAUGCAAGUAAGAGCAUCGAUCAACACACAACCAAGGGUAAAAUGAAGGUACUAGCGAUGGAUGGUGGGUCAGAACUGGAGUCGAUGAAAGAUAGCAAUAGUUACACUGAAGAUUCGAACUCUUCAACAUCUAUAUACGGUGAAGCCAAAAUGGAAGCUGAGUAUGCAACAACCCCUCACUACUCUUUGGUCAGUUGUGGAGCUGAUAUUUCUGAGAAUACCAGAUCUCAAGGGGACGGUUUAAAUAUGGCGAAAGCCAAUUGUAGCGAAGAGGUUGAGUCACAAGCGUUUCUGAAUCUCGAAGAGCAACUCCUAGAAUUUGGAAAUCAUGAGAAUUACAUUGCCUCAGAAUAUGGAGCUGACAACCUUGAGCAAUGGACAGAUAAGGAACUUGAAGAUAUUCUGUAUGCCAACGGAUUGAACCCAAAUGAGUAUGUAAUUUCAUCUGGAAGGCGGACCGUAAAUCAAGAGGAUCAAUCAGGAAGUAGGAAACCAACCAUCGAUCAAGAGUUUGAGCAGUAUUUUUCCAUGCUUAUGCUGUAAGGGUAAUUGCUCUGCUAUGAGCACAUCCAAACGUGUAUAUCUUUUCGACGAUUCCUGUCUGUAAAAUACCUGAACAAUGUAAAAAAUGCUCUAGUAGCUCUUUGCUAUGGUUAGUCCACAUGAUGUUCUGCAAGAGAGCGUGAGAAAUAUAUGUAUUUAUCAAAUAUCCUAUUCUGUCUUGCAGCUCAUUUAUAGGAAUGCUCAUCUCCUUAAAAGUAAUUUGUAAAGGUCCAAAACCUGAACCACACGACUUACGUUGCACCGUUUUCUUAUAGGAGUAAUGAUA